AUGAAGGCCACUUUCAUUACCAGCGCUCUCACCCUCGCCGCCUCCGCCGCUGCUGCCUCGGUCGGCUACGACCAAGGCUUCGACGAUGCCAGCCGAUCCAUGCUCGCGGUGAGCUGUUCCGACGGCUCCAACGGUCUCGCCAGCCGGUUCCCUACACAGGGCAACCUCCCGAAAUUCCCCUACAUCGGCGGCGUCCCCGCGAUCGGGGGAUGGAACUCUCCCAACUGCGGAUCCUGCUGGAAACUCACCUACCAGGGCAAGAGCAUCUACAUUCUCGGCAUCGAUCACUCCACGAGUUUCAACAUUGCGCUCCACGCAAUGAACGACCUCACCAACGGGAAUGCCGUUGGCCUCGGCAGGGUUGAGGCCAGCGCAGAGCAGGUUGACAAGUCCAACUGCGGACUUUGA
Scedosporium apiospermum is the source of this 408-nucleotide messenger RNA. RefSeq lists its product as uncharacterized. Bases 1 to 408 code for a protein of 135 amino acids. The transcript has 3 exons. Lineage: Eukaryota; Fungi; Ascomycota; Sordariomycetes; Microascales; Microascaceae. The record is from RefSeq and is a predicted model, not a curated record.